AGUCGUCUGCAUUAGCAAACCCUAAUUUAUAGAGCGAGUUUUAGUUUUAGUUAUAGUGUUGAUUUUGAGAAGCAACAGAAACAGAAACAAUGCACUCUUUUGCGCAGAGAGCCAAUGUUUUGCUAACGUUCGCUAUCACCCUCCUCGCGCUAAUGUGCGCCAUAGCCUCCGUCUCCGACAACUUCAAUUCUCUGUCUCCGAACGCCCAAGUCCAAGUCGUGAAUAUCAAUUGGUUUCAGAAGAAAUCUGCUGGCGAUGAUGAGGUUAGCCUGUCACUGAAUAUAUCAGCAAAUUUAGAGUCAUUGUUCACGUGGAACACAAAGCAGGUGUUUGUAUUUCUUGCUGCGGAGUAUGGAACCCCCAAAAAUGCACUUAACCAGAUCUCCCUAUGGGAUGGUAUAAUACCUUCCAGAGAGAAUGCAAAGUUUUGGAUCCAUACAUCUAACAAAUAUCGGUUCGUUGAUCAAGGGAGCAAUCUGCGGGGCAAAGAGUUUAACUUAACAUUGCAUUGGCAUGUGAUGCCGAAGACGGGCAAAAUGUUUGCUGACAAAAUAGUGAUGAGCGGUUAUCGGUUGCCACAAGCAUAUAGGUAGGCAAGUAAUGGCGCAUCUGCAGCUUGGCUUACUAGCUCGAUAGAUGAUUGCGUCUAUUUUAGAUUUGGAAGAAAAACCAAAGAGAUAUGCUGUUGUUUUACCAAAAAAAAUAUAUAAAAAUAUUAUGUAUGCUACAUAAUUAGACACUUAUUCUUAGUUUGCAAGGUUAUAGUUCAACAUUA
Messenger RNA from Salvia hispanica, 775 nucleotides. Its product is annotated as signal peptidase complex subunit 3B-like. Gene Ontology annotation, cellular component: signal peptidase complex; membrane. NCBI's taxonomy places the organism in Eukaryota, Viridiplantae, Streptophyta, Magnoliopsida, Lamiales, Lamiaceae. The record is from RefSeq and is a predicted model, not a curated record. Gene Ontology annotation, biological process: protein targeting to ER.